ACGCUCUAAACGUAUUUGCAUUUGUUGUCAUGCGCGUUUCUCAUGUAAACUGUUGUCACAAGUACCUCAUGCUGCUCACUCAAGACACUUGGAUAAUGCUUAUGUCUUCUAGCUAAUGCAUUCCCAAAUUCUCAGUUUUGUGCGAUUAUCUUCAUUUCCAUUAGUGCGUCCCUCAGCAUUGUGCAGUCGGUCGCGGAAAAUCCCACUUUACAGCUCCGUCUCUAAUAGUGUUUACUCACAAUACAACAAUAUGCCUAAGAAGGACAAGACGAGCAAAAGCAACCCAAAACCACCGGAGACACCACCCGGCCCGGUUACUAAAGUUAAAGACGGGACAAUUACAAUAGCAAUACAUGCUAAACCCGGGGCCAAACAAAACGCAGUCACUGAUGUGUCUGAGGAGGCGGUGGGGGUCGCCAUUGCUGCACCGCCGACAGACGGAGAGGCCAACGCCGAGCUGCUGCGAUAUUUAUCCAAAGUCCUGGAGCUGAAGAAGAGUGAAGUAUCGUUAGAUAAGGGCUCCAAAUCUAGAGAAAAGGUUAUCAGGGUGACUGCAGCUGUCAGCCAGGAAGAAAUCUUGAAGAAACUGAGGACAGAAGCUAGUGGUUGAUACUGAAGUGGACUGUUUGUUUCGAGCCACAUUUGAGCCAGGAUAAUAAGACAAAAAUCUAUCAUGUUCUACAUGUCACAGUUUGCAUCUUAAAACCAUGCAAUAUUAUAUUUAGAUUUUGUCAAAUAAAAAGCCUUUUUUUUGUUUUACCAGUUUUUAAUUAUUUUGUGUUUAAUAAAGAUGUUAUGAGGGUAAUGUUGAAUGCAGGCCAAACAUUUUUGUGAGGAUGAGGAAAUUAUGAUCUUUUAAAUGUACAACAAUAUGGCUCAACAAUAAGGAUAGUUCAGAUUUUACAUGCCUUGCCAACAUUGCCCAUGCACCAUUUUAUUUUUGACUACAUACAAUUUGUCACAAAAUACAUAUUUAAAAUGUUUAUUGUUUAAAGUUAGCAUAUAUUUAUUAAUUUUUUUUCAAG
This is a messenger RNA of Sinocyclocheilus grahami, 1025 nucleotides long. RefSeq names its product chromosome unknown C15orf40 homolog (gene cunh15orf40). Gene Ontology annotation, cellular component: cytoplasm. The coding region runs from base 116 to 610 and encodes 164 amino acids. NCBI's taxonomy places the organism in Eukaryota, Metazoa, Chordata, Actinopteri, Cypriniformes, Cyprinidae. The transcript has 4 exons. The record is from RefSeq and is a predicted model, not a curated record.